This is a messenger RNA of Dendronephthya gigantea, 2171 nucleotides long. Its product is annotated as voltage-dependent L-type calcium channel subunit beta-2-like. Gene Ontology annotation, molecular function: high voltage-gated calcium channel activity; protein binding. Gene Ontology annotation, biological process: neuromuscular junction development; chemical synaptic transmission; regulation of voltage-gated calcium channel activity. NCBI's taxonomy places the organism in Eukaryota, Metazoa, Cnidaria, Anthozoa, Malacalcyonacea, Nephtheidae. Gene Ontology annotation, cellular component: voltage-gated calcium channel complex. Bases 165 to 1598 code for a protein of 477 amino acids. The record is from RefSeq and is a predicted model, not a curated record. The transcript is spliced from 12 exons.
GUGUUUAACAUACAUAUACAUCUGCUCGAAUGUAGGAGUUGAGAUGUUUUAAAGAUUGACGAUUUUAUAUAUUUUCAUCGUUCUACCAAAUAUUAAACGGUUUAAAAGUAUCUCAACGUGUCCUAUGUGGUUAUGAGUUGUAGUAGACGCCGUGUUCAAGUAUCAUGGCCACAGACUUAGCCGCAGUAAGCGAACUACAUUCAAUUGAAGUCGAUCCUACAGUGAAUCAUACGAAUUCUGCUGUCUCGAAUGAGAAAUGGCACAUUUUCCGGAAGCCUAGAAAACGCUAUAAAGGUCGACCUAGUUCAAACGACACAAGCUCAACAAAGGAUUCUGAGUCCCAUACAAACCACAUAUCCGACUCGAGCAGUUUAGACGAGGACAGGGAAAUGGUUCGCAGAGAUUUGGGAAACCGUGGUGCGGCUUCACUUGAUGCUGCUAAGCACAAGCCAGUGGCAUUUGCCGUGAGAACAAACGUCAGAUAUGAUGCUUCUGAAGAAACAGAGUGCCCUGUGCCCAAUACUGCCAUUUCAUUCGAUGUCAGAGAGUUUCUCCAUGUCAAAGAAAAAUUUAACGAAGAUUGGUGGAUAGGCAGGGUUGUAAAGGAAGGUGGUGCAGUUGGUUUUAUUCCAAGUCCAAGUAAAUUGGAAUCAAUCAGACUUCUUACUUCUGUCAGUGGAAAGGGAACCAAGGGAAGCAGGGGUAGUGGCGGCGGGGUACAGCUUGGUGAUGGAUCCCCUGGGUCACCCGGAGGAAUGUCAUAUGAGGGAGAGAAUGGGAUCGAUUACGACGAGGAGCCACCCCCUACCCCCACUAGUCCCACCAGUCAGGGCAGUGGUCGUUCGUCUGUACCCAGAACAGGCUCUGGUACUUUACCUAAUCAAAACACAGGAAAGAAGAAAGUGUUCUUCAAAAAGCAAGAGCAGCUUGCGCCUUACGAUGUUGUCCCUGUGAUGAGGCCAAUAGUUUUCAUUGGACCUUCAAUGAAAACCUAUGAAGUAACGGAUAUGAUGCAAAAGGCCUUAGUUGACUACAUCAAACACAGGUUUGAGAGCAGAAUCAUCAUCCAUCGUUGUAACACCGAAAUUGGAAAUAAACGUGCUUCGUUACAAGGAAAUGGCAAAAAACCUUUAAUGGAGAAGACGAACAGCAAACAAAUGCUGAGUGAAGUUCAACAAGAAAUUGAUCAUAUUUUUGAGCUUGCCAAAAGUCUAAAUCUUCUUGUCCUGGAGUGUGAUACGGUCAACCAUCCUUCACAGCUUGCCAAGUCAACUUUGGCUCCGAUUAUCAUUUAUUUGAAGAUUGCAUCGGCAAAGGUGCUUCAACGUCUCAUCAAGACUCGAGGGAAAUCUCAGAGUCGUCACCUUAAUAUUCAGCUGGUGACCGCUGAGAAACUUGCUCAAUGCAACGAGGAGUCCUUCGACUUGAUUCUUGACGAAAAUCAGCUUGAGGACGCCUGCGAACAUUUGGGUGAUUUCCUGCAGCAAUAUUGGCGGGAAACACACCCUGACGUGAGCACGGUGAUCGAGGAAAACCAUUCGGAACCAGGCCCCUCGAUGUUCAACCAGGAGCAGCAACGACCUAGUGUCUACCUAUAGCCGCGCGUCUGAAGCACAAUUUUGAAGCUCUAACGUAGACGCUACCUUGGUUAGCGUAGCUUUUUUACGAACGAAUGAAGUUUACCUGAUUGUUGUAGCCGAAUAUGGCUUUUUACACACCUUUCUACCCAUGCUUAAAAGAAGGUGAACACUGAGGUAUAUUCCUCGCGUGGACUUUUCCUCGCGUGGAUUCGAUCCUCGUUUUGAGAGAAUUGGUGUUUCCAUUUCACUUUUUGCAAGGAAUUGGCUUGAAUAUUCGCAAAAGUUAGACUGGAUUAAUCCUAGUCAAGAGAAUGGGGAAAAAAGAUAGUUUGAUGCUGGCAGGUGUUGAUGAUAUUCGGUGGAAACACAACUCGUAUAUAGUGCUGUGUAACCCAUUGCAGGAAAUAUCCGCAACCAGUUCAGGGCAGCACAAGUUGUUAUGUAGUGGUGAUUAUGUAGAAAAAUGUUUUAUAUUGAGCACAUGGAAGGGACUUAUUUAUAUACUAAUAAUAUUGUAAGGCAAAUGUAGCUGUGUAGUAUAUAUGCAUGUGACGGGGUUUCAGAGAUUGUCUUUCCAAAGUUGUUUACAAA